CUCCCACAGAUUUUCCUGGCUGUCAGACAGCAAACCAGGCGAGGGAUAAAACAUAACUAUGAAUUGGAUGCUGUGGCAACAAUGCAUUGUCUCCAUAAACCUCUGCCCUAUUUAAUCUUUGGUGUUCUCUUUGGAUAUUUUAUCCCACUCUCUUCCCUUCUCCAAGUUUCUCCAGUGACCUGUGGGUGCAAGAACAUCUCUUCAUGUUAUAGACACUGUGUCACAUCCCAAGAGGGAGUCAGUAAAUUAGAUUGUUUUGGUCAACAUCUGAGCUUUAGUAGGAUCGGCUGGAAAUGUGUGUGGACACCUAUAAAAAACCAAACACAAAGAUACACACUCUGUAUAGAACAGAAAACAUACAGCAAAAUGUAUGCAAACAUAUUGGAGACGUCUCAGACUAUUCGUCUGUCCAAAAUGUUGAACAUGACAGCUCAUGUAUUUGACAAGAGUGAUUUGAAGAGCUGCACAGAGACUGUUUUCAGAGGUUCACCUCAACAAUUGGUACGAUGCGGCCCCCCAUCUAAUGUACACUUGAAUCGACAUUCAAGACAGCUGGAUAUCCAGGCCUCCUGGAGGAAGGAGGAGACCAAAUAUAUCCCUCUUUACUCUGUGAGAUACAAGGAGCUGAACAGCCCGCAAUGGAAAGAGCCACCAGUGCAAUCCAAGGAUAGAAAUAGGUGCACUGUGGGUAAUCUUAACUCCUCACUGUCCUAUGAGGUGCAGAUAGAGUGUGUGGCCAACAACAAAUGUACCCAGUGCCCCUGGAGCAAGGUUUUCACAGUCCCACCCGAACUUACUGAUACGCCUGUCAUUGAGAUGGUAAAAGAUAGUCCACAAACCAAAGGGAGGAGAUUAGUGAUCAUAAAAUGGAAGUUUGCAGCCAGUGAGUUAGCGGAGGGCUACAGUGUUUCCGUGGGGAAAGCCUCAGGAGAGGACCCUAUUGAGACCUUCAACACCAGCAGGCACCUACUCAUAGUGACCCUGUCUCACUCAGCCUACUACCUCAAAAUCACAGCUCUCAACGGGGCUGGGACCUCACCUGCAGCACAGAGCACUAUAUGGCCACUGGACGACAAAGACUUAUAUGGGAAGCUGAAUCUGACAUUCAAUGGCAACACGUCCUUCACUGUCUUCUGGGUGGAUGACCUGAUCAAAACCUACUCCUGCUUCUCAGUGGAGUGGUGGACGAGAGGAAUCAAAGCUGCUCACAAGUCCUUCUAUGAGGAUGAGAACAAUUAUGAAGUCAUACCAUUGCGCGAGCCAUUGGAGCUGUAUAAGAGGUAUACCUUUACUCUGCACACGAGGCCAGACAAAGAGCCCUGCAACCUGAAGUUCAUCAACAACAGCGAGAGCACCUACGGGAGCAUCCAGUCCUACUUCACUGAAGGAUCCCCAAUUAGUGCCCCAGGGAACAUCAGCAGCAGUAAUGUUACCCAGAGCUCCAUGGUGCUGGAGUGGACAUCAGUCCCCGUGAAGGACACCAGAGGUUUCCUGCUGGGCUACAUCCUCCACUACACAAAGAGCCCGGAUGACAGGAUAGACGUUGAAAAAAACGUCACUGUGGAUGCUGGUUCAACCAGCUACGAGUUGGUGGACCUACAAAGCAAUACUGUGUACCAAGUCCAGCUGUCUGCCUUCACUGCUGCAGGAAUGGGAGUGAGAAGCUCAGCUGUAUACUUCAAAACCAAGUCAACAGUAUCCCUGUCUAUUGGUGGUAUGAUAGCAGGGGUCGUUAUUGGAGCAACUUUACUCUUACUUGUGGUUAAUCUCGGCUCUUUGUUGUUAAAAAGAGCAAAGAGACUACUUUGGCCAAGUAUCCCUAAUCCUGGUAGCAGCAAUGCCAUCCAGAAAAUAGAUGGGGUCUGUGAGCUGGAACUCCUGGAGCCCAUCAACAGAGAGAAGUUAGAGGAAGAGGAGGGGGACGCCAACAGUCUGCACAUUGUUGACAGUAGAGAAGAAACGUCUCCCGUUAGCAACCUCCAUAGCAACACCGACUCAGGUCUACACCUCAACACAGAAAACAAGGAGAAUCAAGGGCCUUCAAAGACAACCGCAGACUCUGCCGAGCCCACUAAAGUAGACCCUCAAAUCAACGUGGGCUUGUGCCGAAGAAACACAGCCACAGACAGUAGCGCUCAAGAUUCCACUUCUGACACCAUUAAAUCUACCACAGACACAAGACAGACAGACCCUGUCCCCAUUAGUGCGGUGGCCCACCAGUGCCAGCAGUUGUCCUUUAUGAGUGAUUACACGACCAUGGAACUCUUCCAACAGGCUAUGACACAAUGUGUUCCAGCCACUAUAACAUUGGAACCCCAUGGCCAGUCAGAGUAUACAGACUCACCCCUGACCAGACCAGAGUCAGAUUACAUACACCAGUCCCUCUAUGACACUGUCCUUCACCUGUCCCAAGGCAGCACAAGUCCAACUGAGGUGUAUUACACAGUUAUUUGAGAAUGUUUACUGUAGAUUCUAGAAUCUGCCUUUCUCACAGAUGCUGUGGAACAAUUCUCUGGCCUUUCAUCUAUGUAAAAAAAAACAGCUGCUGCCAUCAGUGUCACCCUGUUGACUAGCCUACUUAUAGUUCUGGACAUUAUUGGAUCGUCAUAACUCUGGAAUGAGAAACCUUUCAAUGACAUACAGGAACUUAAAGCUGUUAUCCUAUCAAUACGUGUAUUGAGGGAUUCUUUGAGGAGCAGAAAUUUCCCAAUCGUUUUUGGUGUUGUGGUUUUUAAUAAAAUCAUGAAUCAGAGACAAUUUUAUUCUCAGUUUAUGUAAACUGACAGACGGUCCAUAUUUUUGAUGUUGGACAGGUUCACUAACAAAGACAUCAAUAUAAUCUAUAGCAGGCUUUUACCCCAUGUUUCAUAUGGAUUUGGUAAUGGAUUAAACAAAUACCAUCACAUGGCUUUACAAGUAGAGUUGAGACUUAUUUGACGCAAAGUCUCUUUAUUGGAUUUCUUUUGUUUAGGAUAGUCUGAAAUAUAGCAGGUACUUGUCAAAAGGUACAGUUUCAGGACGAACAUACAAAAUAGAGAGAAAACAUUGAAGCAUUGUUUGCGAUAUCCUCUUUCAUAAUUUUCACACAUUAGUUGCCAACAUCUUUAACAAGUACAUAAGAGUGAGCCAACACCUUUUUGUACACAUGUUCUCUACAGUGUGUGUGUGUGUGUGUGUGUGUGUAUAUGUUUGUGUGUGAUAUAUAAAACACACAAUGCCUCCAGAAAGUAUUCAGUCCUCUUGACUUUCUUCACAUUUUGUUACAUUACAGACUUAUUCUAAAAUUGAUUAAAUAAAACAAUUCCUCAGCAAUCUACACACAAUACCCCAAAAUGACAAAACGAACAGGUUUUUAGAAAUGUUUUCAAAUUGACAUAAGUAUUCAGACCCUUUGUUACGAGACUCAAAAUUGAGCUCAGAUGCAUCCUGUUUGCCUUGAUCAUCCUUCAGAUGUUUCUACAAGUUGGAGUCCACCCAUGAUAAAUUCAACGAGUUGGACAUGAUUUGGAAAGUCAAACCUGUCUAUAUAGAAAAGUCCCACAGUUGAUAGUGCAUGUCAUAGGAAAGACCAAGCCAUAAGGUCGAAGGAAUUGUCCGUAGAGCUCCGAGACAGGACUAAGACGAGGCACAGAUCUGGGGAAAGGCACCAACAUUUUUUUGCCGCAUUGAAGGUCCCCAAGAACAGUGGCUGGCCUCCAUCAUUCUUAAAAUGGUAGAAGUUUGGACCUGGCCGCCCAGCCAAACUGAGCAAUCAGGGGAGAAAGGCCUUGGUCAAGGAGGUGACUAAGAACCCGAUGGUCACUCUGACAGAGCUCCACAGUUCCUCUGUGGAGAUAGGAGAACCUUCCACAAAGACGAACAUCUCUGCAGCACUCCACCAAUCAGGCCUUUAUGGUAGAGUGGCCAGACGGAACCUACUCCUCAGUAAAAGGUCCGACAGCCCACUUGGAGUUUGCCAAAAGGCACCUAAAGGACUCAAGACCAUGAGAAUCAAGAUUCUCUAGUCUGAUGAAACCAGGAUUGAACUCUUUGGCCUGAAUGCCAAGCUUCACAUCUGGAGGAAAACUAACACCAUCCCUACGAUGAAGCAUGGUGGUGGCAGCAUCAUACUGUGUGGAUGUUUUUCAGAGGCAGCGAGACUAGUCAGGAUCGAGGCAAAGCUGAACAGAGCGAUCCUUGAUGAAAAGUGCUGUGGAGCAAGUUAAGACCUCAGACUGGUGCAAAGGUUCACCUUCCAACAGGACAAUGACCCUAAGCACACAGCCAAGACAACACAGGAGGGACAAGUCUCUGAAUGUCCCUGAGAGGUCUAGCCAGAGCCCGAACCUGAUCGAAUAUCUCUGGAGAGACCUGAAAAUAGCUGUGCAGCAACGCUCCCCAUCCAACCUGACAUAGCUUGAGAGGAUCUGCAGAGAAGAAUGGGAGAAACGCACCAAUACAGGUGUGCCACGCUUGGGGGACGUCAUACCCAAGAAGACUCGAGGCUGUAAUCACUGCCAAA
This is a messenger RNA of Oncorhynchus masou masou (cherry salmon), 4501 nucleotides long. RefSeq names its product interleukin-31 receptor subunit alpha-like. Gene Ontology annotation, molecular function: cytokine binding; cytokine receptor activity. Lineage: Eukaryota; Metazoa; Chordata; Actinopteri; Salmoniformes; Salmonidae. Gene Ontology annotation, cellular component: signaling receptor complex; external side of plasma membrane. Gene Ontology annotation, biological process: cytokine-mediated signaling pathway. The transcript is spliced from 16 exons. The record is from RefSeq and is a predicted model, not a curated record. Bases 82 to 2454 code for a protein of 790 amino acids.